ACAAAUAAAAGGACAAGGGGUGUGUGCACUCACUGCAGCACUGGUAACAGUUCACCAGAAAGUUUCAGUUUUCUAAGCAUUAACUGUUGCAAUUACCUUUGCAUCCCAUCAGUUUCAGAUAGUAAAAUAUUUCUGCAGAUGCAUCCUACUACAUGGUUUUGUUAUUGUAAAGGAAGCAGCAGCAGCAGCAACAAUUCCUUCUUUCUUUCAUGCUGUGUCUCAUCAUGGCUUCUUUCUUCUUUAGCAUGGCUGUAUCAUUUGAGCCACUAAAGCCCUUCUUGCCCUUGUGAUUGUGAGCAAAACUCUUGAUGCUUCCCAGCUCCCAAAUGGCCAUACAACUCACGCUCCUACUCAUUUCAUGUAGCCUUUACAGUAUGUAUUCUUCUUCUUCUUCCUCAUCCUCUUCUUCUUUCUCCACAUCCUCCUCUCUUGCAUUGCUGCUUCUGCUCGUUAUCUCCACCUGCCUCUCCUUUCUCUUCUCGAACCUCAGACAGCUGAUCAAAACCAGCUGCAGCCACAAAACUUCCAUGGAGGAAGAGGCUGUUCAUCAUCCAGACAAAAGCGCCAUGCCACAAGAUGAUGAGGUGUCUGCGGAGGACUCAGGAAGCCUCUCAGGGUCUUCUGGUUGCCAGGUGAGCGAAGAAUGGACCGAGGAAGCCUCAGUUUCUGACGACGACGAGGACGACGAGAGCCUUAUCGAGAUCUCCCUUGUUGAUGGGCACUAUGUGGGGCAAGAGAAGCAAUGUCCCAGCUGGAAGAAGGAGCAGGACCUCGUCGCUAGUUUCCUGCCGGAUUUGAUGCUUGACAAGAGGGACUUCAUGGACAUCUACUCGGAGAUUAGUGAAGACGACAACAUGAUCGAGAUCGACAUUGCAAGGGGCUCCAUCAAGUGCACAAACUUUGGCAUCAAAGCAUGAGUUUACCAGAGGUUUGGUGAAGUUAAAAUAUUUCUCUGAAUUGCUCCCUUUCAUCAGGAAAAGGGAGUGAUAGUAGGUUGUACUGGACUACAUACAUGUGGUUUAGUGCCUUGCUUUUUUCUUACAAGAGCUCAGUUUUCAUUUGUGAUUCUUCGGUGGAAGUCUUGCUACAUCUCUUUUGCUUCGCUUUCUGAAUAUUAUUGUAGAAGAAAUAAUAUGCGUGCACAUAUUCUGAUCAAAGAGGUUUAUAAGGAAAUAACGUGCGUGUGCAUGGCCCUUCUUUUCA
Lolium perenne is the source of this 1203-nucleotide messenger RNA. The record is from RefSeq and is a predicted model, not a curated record. Lineage: Eukaryota; Viridiplantae; Streptophyta; Magnoliopsida; Poales; Poaceae.